GUGAUACUUUAAGGUGCGCGCACCAUUUAGUCAGGUCCAGAAUUUUUUCUUCUAUAUUCUAAUAUGAGUUACAAAGGGAAAGGAGUUAAAACAAAUGUAAACUUCAACACAAAGCAUCUCAAGAAAGGAGAUCCUCUUCCGCCAUACAAUGGAAAGUUGCGCUUGUAUAAUAUGCGACACUGUCCAUACGCACAAAGAAUUAACUUGGUACUACUUGCCAAGCAGUUGGACUACGAAGUGGUUAACAUCAACUUGAGAGAUAAGCCUGAAUGGUUGACAGCAAAAAGUAGAUUCGCUAAAGUGCCAUCGUUAGAGAUCGCAGAGGAUGUUUGCAUUUACGAGAGUCUCGUCAUUGUUGAGUACUUAGACGAAGUAUAUCCACAGCGGCCAUUAAUCCCCAAGGACCCACUGAAGAAAGCGUAUGACAAAAUUAUCAUUGAAGCCAUUGCGCCCGUGCAAUCUUUUAUCUUCAAGUUAAUGAUCAGCCCAGAGAGCAUUACUGAGGAUCAAGUGGUAGCGUUCCACAAGGCACUCAAAUUUGUGGACGAACAACUCGAAAGUCGUGGCACCAGGUUCUUGGACGGCUCGAAGCCUGGCUUUGUUGAUUACAUGAUCUGGCCCUGGUUUGAAAGAAUGCUGACAUUUAAGGAAAAGGACGACAGGGCCGCAAUUGAUGGGCAAAAAUACAAACUUUUGGCCAAGUAUGCUGACGACAUGCUACAAGAUCCAGUUGUUACCCAAUACCUGGUGCCCAAGAAUAUCUUUUUUCAGAUGUUGGACGAUAAUAAAGCGGGAAAACCCCCAAACUAUGACAUACUUCUAGAACCAGCAAAAUAACUAUGACAUGCUACAGUAUCUUAUAUUAUAAAUAAACAAUUUUUCACAGAAUACGUCUUUAACCUCCUG
This is a messenger RNA of Hyposmocoma kahamanoa, 906 nucleotides long. Its product is annotated as pyrimidodiazepine synthase-like. Gene Ontology annotation, molecular function: glutathione transferase activity; glutathione dehydrogenase (ascorbate) activity. The transcript is spliced from 5 exons. The coding region runs from base 64 to 837 and encodes 257 amino acids. The record is from RefSeq and is a predicted model, not a curated record. Gene Ontology annotation, biological process: glutathione metabolic process. Lineage: Eukaryota; Metazoa; Arthropoda; Insecta; Lepidoptera; Cosmopterigidae. Gene Ontology annotation, cellular component: cytoplasm.